Messenger RNA from Porites evermanni, 593 nucleotides. NCBI's taxonomy places the organism in Eukaryota, Metazoa, Cnidaria, Anthozoa, Scleractinia, Poritidae. The record is from the annotation of a GenBank genome assembly.
AAAGACACAGAAGUGACAACGGUGACAACAGUGACAAGGUUGACACCAAUAACAACAUUGACAACGGUGACAACGGUGACAACAGUGACAACAAUGACAACAGUGACAACAGUGACAACAGCGAAAACGGAGACAACGGAGACACUGGUACCAACAGUGCCAACACUCACAACCGUGACAACAGUGACAAUGGUGACAAUGGUGACAACGGUCACAACAGUGAGAACAGUCACAACAGUGACAACGGUGACAAUGGUGACAACAGUGACAACAUUGACAACAACGACAACAGUAACAACGGUGACAACUGUGACAACAGUGACAUUGGUGACAACAGUGACAACGGUGACAAUGGUGACAACAGUGACAACGGUGACAACAGUGCCAACAGUGACAACAAGGACAACAGUGACAACGGUGACAACUAUGACAACAGUGAGAUUGGUGAGAACAGUGACAACGGUGACAAGAGUGACAACAGUGACAACAGUGACAAUGGUAAAAACAGUGACAACGGUGACAACGGUGACAACAGUGAAGACAGUGAAAAGAAGACAACUGUGACAACUGUGACAACAGUGAUAACGGUGACA